AUGGGUUUCGGCAUCAUCAACUUUGUUUUCGGUAUCCCUGCUUUCUACACUAUCGACUCGAUCGGACGACGCUCAUUGCUCUUGAUUACGUUUCCCUUGCUCGCAAUAUUUCAACUCAUGACGGCGAGCUCAUUUGCAGGUAACAACUGGCGCCUUGCACUUGCCGGGACGUACUUGUUUGGUAUAGCAUACUCCCCUGGGGAGGGUCCUGUACCCUUCGUUUACGCCGCAGAGAGUAUGCCACUUUAUAUCCGCGACCAAGGCAUGGGGCUUGUCGUCAGCAUCAACUGGCUCUUCAACUGGCUUAUCGCAUUCACCCUUCCACAGUUCAUCAAUGCCUUCCAUGAAACCGGAGCAUUCUACUAUUACUCGGGUUGGUGUGUGGUCCUUUGGUUCAUGAUAUUCUUCUUGGUGCCCGAGACGCGCAAUCUUAGCCUCGAGCAGCUCGAUCUUGUCUUCAGACACCAUUCGUCUCGACAAUUUGCCAAGAUCGCGAUGGACAAAGCGCUCUACAAUAUCAAGACCUUACUGCGAAAGAUCAAAAUCAUGCGAAGGUUGAGAGCUUUGCAAGAGGAGCCUAAAAGUCCUAGGCCUCUUUAUGCACCCGUUGUACCCGUGGUGGGCACGGAGGGGCCGGAGAAAUCGCCAUGA
Exophiala bonariae is the source of this 651-nucleotide messenger RNA. RefSeq lists its product as uncharacterized. Gene Ontology annotation, biological process: transmembrane transport. The coding region runs from base 1 to 651 and encodes 216 amino acids. The record is from RefSeq and is a predicted model, not a curated record. Gene Ontology annotation, cellular component: membrane. The transcript has a single exon. NCBI's taxonomy places the organism in Eukaryota, Fungi, Ascomycota, Eurotiomycetes, Chaetothyriales, Herpotrichiellaceae. Gene Ontology annotation, molecular function: transmembrane transporter activity.